AAUGGAGCUAUCGUGGCUGUCCAUGUUGCUUUUCAUCUUUUUUUGUAACUUAUUUGAAUGUUGUCUUUCGGAUAAUAAUUCUGUUCCUAGGUCUGAUUAUGACAGUACAACGUUUGAAACUUCUCUCUCUCUAUUUUCGUAAAAGAUGAACCCUGGCAGUCAUACCUCAGCAAAAUCACAUAUGCCAAAAAGAACUACCAGCCAUGUAUUCAGGAAAACUACAGCUGCUAUCUUAGUGUCUUGAAAAAUGACCUUAAGUUGUUUCAAAAUGGCAUAUCCGAGGAGCUGAUGGCAGACACUGUUCAAAGAGGUGUUGGGACACAUUACCAGAUAAUUGGUCACAAGCUUUACAGGGAACAAAGCUGCAUGUUCCCAGCAAGAUGCAGUGGGGUUGAACACUUCAUACUAAAAGUGAUUGACAAGUUACCAGAUUUGGAGGUGAUUAUCAAUGUGCGUGAUUAUCCUCAGGUUCCUAGAUGGGUUCAGCCAGUCCUGCCUGUAUUGUCCUUCAGCAAGACAUCAGACUACCAGGACGUCAUGUACCCAGCAUGGACAUUCUGGGAAGGAGGACCUGCUAUAUGGCCUAUUUAUCCCACUGGACUGGGUCGAUGGGACCUAAUGAGGGCUGACCUGAACAAAUCAGCUGCACAGUGGCCCUGGAAGAAGAAGAGUCCAAAAGGAUUCUUUAGAGGCUCUAGAACCAGUUCUGAGAGAGACCCUCUGAUCCUUCUUUCUCGAGAGGCCCCUGAUGUUGUGGAUGCUGAGUACACAAAGAACCAGGCCUGGAAGUCAGAGAAGGACACUCUGGGGAGCCCCCCAGCCAAAGAGGUUCCCCUAGUUGACCACUGUAAAUACAAAUACCUCUUCAACUUCAGAGGUGUUGCUGCUAGUUUCCGUCUCAAACAUCUGUUCUUGUGUGGCUCGCUGGUUUUUCAUGUUGGUGAGGAGUGGAUUGAGUUCUUCUAUCCACAGCUCAAGCCGUGGGUGCACUAUAUUCCUGUCAAACAGGACUUGUCUGACCUCAGAGAACUACUGCAGUUUGUAAAAGAAAACGAUGGUGUGGCAGAAGAAAUUGCUAUGAGGGGUCAGAAGUUUAUUCUUGAUCACCUACGCAUGGAGGACGUAUAUUUUUACUGGGAGAGGCUGCUGACGGACUUCAGCAAGCUUCUCAAAUACAAACCUAAAAGAAAUUCAAACUACAAUCAGAUCAUUCACAGACCCAGCAAACUUGAACUCUGACCUGAGGAAAUCAUGAUAGGAGCAUUUCCUUUACAUUCCUCUUGCUCUUUAAAAAUUGCACUUGUUUGGCUUUAAACUGAAUGAUAGUAAUCAAAUGGCACAGACAUCAUCUUUUGGAUGUCUAAAUACAUUUUGAGACUGUGUGAAAUGUGUAAAGGGUGACACAAUAAUUAUUAUUUAUUGUAAAAACAAUAAAUAAUUUAAU
Messenger RNA from Paramisgurnus dabryanus, 1444 nucleotides. RefSeq names its product protein O-glucosyltransferase 1-like. NCBI's taxonomy places the organism in Eukaryota, Metazoa, Chordata, Actinopteri, Cypriniformes, Cobitidae. Gene Ontology annotation, molecular function: UDP-xylosyltransferase activity; UDP-glucosyltransferase activity. Gene Ontology annotation, cellular component: endomembrane system. The record is from RefSeq and is a predicted model, not a curated record. Gene Ontology annotation, biological process: positive regulation of Notch signaling pathway; protein O-linked glycosylation.